AUGGAGGAUGCAGUGGACUCUUGCUCAGGUCUACUCACAAAGCGAUUUGACGAAUUCGCAACAGCUGGCAAUGGUCUUGAUCUCGGACUCCAAUAUCAUGCCUUCGACGUUGUCGGCGAGCUCACUUUCGACGAGAAGGUCGGCUUCCUCGAACAAGGCAUUGACGAGACGGUAUAA
This is a messenger RNA of Letharia columbiana, 177 nucleotides long. RefSeq lists its product as uncharacterized. Bases 1 to 177 code for a protein of 58 amino acids. The record is from RefSeq and is a predicted model, not a curated record. The transcript has 2 exons. NCBI's taxonomy places the organism in Eukaryota, Fungi, Ascomycota, Lecanoromycetes, Lecanorales, Parmeliaceae.